CUUUCGGAAGCUGCCCUGGCCUGCAGCCUUCACCACAGAGCUUGGGUCUGGGGUAGACACAGGGUCUGGGGCACAUGGUUUCAGUUAAACAAAGUAGUUCUCUCCUUUGCAUAAGCAGAGAUUGAGAUCUCUUUCCAGUGACCUUGGAGGGAAGGGCGGAGGAGACUGGGUGCAGCCCAGCCUGUACCCCACUUGCUGCCAGACCACAGACAUGUGUAGGGCCCCCCUGGACAGGAAUAAGCACCCUCCAGCAGUUUCUGAUGAGGAAUCCUUUCAUUUUUCAGCAGCUUGCACAGGAGGCUGGGGGAAAAUAUGGUGGCCACAGAAGGACUGGAUCAUGAGGGUUGAGAGUAAAGCUGUCAGAUGAAGUCGUCAAAGAUGGUGCCAUGGGCUUCAUUGUUGGAGAUGGGAUAUGCCUCAAUGUGUUAUUAGAUCCUGAUCAUUAUUUGGGAACUCUGGGAUGUGAUCAUUCCUGAGGUUUCUUCCAGCUCUCAAAUCCCAAGAAAACAUUUGUGACAGAUUAAAGCAGGACAGCAAAAACAUGCCGCACCCUGGUCCUACAUCACUAAAAUCAGUCCCAAAGUACUGAGCUGGGAUCUGGCCUCAGAAUCCUUCUCAAAGCCCUGUGCUGUGCCGCUGCUGUGAAUUGUAGCUGAUUUAUGAGAUAAAACCUAAUUACCAGCGCUGGUUUACAACAUGCUUUUAACACACUGAUUUUCUGAGCCACUUAAUGGGGCUUUUAGAAUAACCCACUCUGACUUUCUCCUUUUAAGCUUCUGAGUAGUCCGUGAAUGCCUGUAAGAAAUAGAAACCCCCAAAACUUCUUGGGGCUGUGCAGAAGUUUGAAGUUUUAACUCUUCCCACUGUGCGGAUGUUGACUUAGAACUUUUUUAAAAGUUAAAAUUGUGACUCAAACAAAUACAUAGCGAAUCUCUGUCAGAGAGUUGUUUAAUCGUUAUGAGGGAGGCAGCAUGGUGGUAAAGACGGUGGACAGAGAACCCGAGGCGCUGGUGAAUGUGGCCCAUGAACGAGAAAGCUGAGCCAAACCUGAUGCCCGACCCGGACAGUACAACUGCGGUUUGGGGCGUUUGUAGCCUAAUCAUCCGUAGUUAACACCUAACUCUACUGAGCCUGAACCCUGAUCAAUACUAAAUAGUAAGGCCAACAAACUGACCUUCCCUUGGAGAAUCGGGUGCCUCCAGGAGGAAAUCUCUACAUAAUAGUCUGGGGUGGCCCUGAAAGGCUAAGCAGUCAUCUUUUUGCCUCAUUUCCCAGUUUUGGGCAAUUUUUUUUUUUGUCACCAAAGAGUAAAUUGUGAUUUGAAGGAAUGGAGAAGUUUCUUUUGGCCCCCACUCCCACCCCCAAGAUGAGUCAGGCUUGAACCAGCAGGUGACCCCGACUUGUUUAUAGCAUGGGGUGUGGCCAGAAUCACCUGAUAGUGAUGUUAAAGAAGCAGCAGGAGGUUCUCAGGGGUGAAGCAAGUAGCAUUUGCAUAAUUGCCUACAGGGGCCCACUCUCCUCUGAACUUCAGUGGUUUGCAGGCUCCAUGGUGGGCGCCCCACCUGCUCCCUACUUCCCCAUCAGUAGCUUCUCAGUGAAUUCUUCAAUCUAUCGAAAUGGAGUCAAAAUUCAGCCAGGAGGAAACAGUGGGUAAAUUCUGUAGGCAAACUAGGUGUGGCGACUGCUGGCUGCGUGAAUGAAGUCACGGAGAUGGAGUGCGGUCGCUCUGAAAUCGACGAGCUGAUCAAGGAGCCUUCUGUGGAUGAUUACAUGGGGAUGAUCAAAAGGAGCCCUUCCCCGCCGGAGGCCUGUCGGAGUCAGCUCCUUCCAGACUGGUGGGCGCAGCAGCCCAGCACAGGCGUGUCGCUGGUGACGGGGUACACCGCCUACGACGCACACCAUUCAGCGUUCUCCCAGAUGGUGAUCAGCUUCUACUAUGGGGGCAAGCUGGUGGGCCAGGCCACCACCACCUGCCCCGAGGGCUGCCGCCUGUCCCUGAGCCAGCCUGGGCUACCUGGCACCAAGCUGUAUGGGCCCGAGGGCCUGGAGCUGGUGCGCUUCCCACCGGCCGACGCCAUCCCCAGCGAGCGACAGAGGCAGGUGACGCGGAAGCUGUUCGGGCACCUGGAGCGCGGGGUGCUGCUGCACAGCAGCCGGCAGGGUGUGUUCGUCAAGCGGCUGUGCCAGGGCCGCGUGUUCUGCAGCGGCAACGCCGUGGUGUGCAAGGGCAGGCCCAACAAGCUGGAGCGCGACGAGGUGGUCCAGGUCUUCGACACCAGCCAGUUCUUCCGAGAGCUGCAGCAGUUUUAUAACAGCCAGGGCCGGCUUCCCGACGGCAGGGUGGUGCUGUGCUUUGGGGAAGAGUUUCCGGAUAUGGCCCCCUUGCGCUCCAAACUCAUUCUCGUGCAGAUUGAGCAGCUCUAUGUCCGGCAGCUGGCAGAAGAGGCUGGGAAGAGCUGUGGAGCUGGCUCCGUGAUGCAGGCCCCCGAGGAGCCGCCGCCAGACCAGGUCUUCCGGAUGUUUCCAGAUAUUUGUGCCUCACACCAGAGACCGUUUUUCAGAGAAAACCAACAGAUCACCGUCUAAGUGUGUCACUUGGGUGCCCCACCCUGGCUGCGUCCUGCAUCCAUCUCCCUAUUGCAGUGGCCUGCAUCAUGAUUAAAGGAUGUGGAUCCCUCUGUCUGGGGUGGGAUGCCUUACUUUGCACUUAAUUUAGUGAGGGCAUUCUCGGAGGAGUAGACGUUUAAUACAAAGUGGCGGCGUAGCCCUGCUGAGAUGUCAGUGGUGGCCUGGAUGCUGUAACCCCAACCUGUGGCUAAACAUUUUAUUUUCUACAUUUUCCCCUUCAUUAUCAUUAGUUGCUGUGAUUCUUUCUGCAUUUUUGGUUAACUAUCAUUUCCAAAGACUUGUCAUUCAGUAAUAUUAGCAGAUAGCUGCUUUGAGUAAAGGAAUUUGGAGUUUAAAAAUCAACUCGUGAAAACAAGGUUGUUUUUGUCUUUAUCUUUUGUUAGAAUUAUAGAUUUAUGAUUUCAUAGGCUUGAUUCUAUAUUAAAUAUCUUUUUACUUUUAUGCAUUUUAAUAACAUUUAAAAAUAUUUAGAUACAAACCCCCCUUUAAUGAGUGCAAGAAAAACUCUUGACUUGUUAGAAGAAAGUAUAUUCUUUCUAGAAUUCGGUGCAGGAAUAUGUCUUCAUAUCCAGGCAAACGGGUGUAUUUUUAUCUUCAGACAAUCCUUCUCCUCUGGGGCUUUGUUGCCAGGAAGAUUAGAACUAAAUUUAUUUUUUUUUCAUUUCUGUAAUGAAAUCAUCCCAGAUACCUCUUGUCUUCUUUCCAAAUGUUUUUCACAUAUGUUUAAAAUAUUUCUACUUUGAAUUGUCGGAUUUUCCAUGUCCUUCUUUCUCCUUUGUGCCCAGCCUGAGUCAGCACCAUCCCACAUUCAGAACCUCCCAGUGAAAGGGCAGGAAGGGGCCUCACCUGUCAGCCUUCAUUUUGAGAAGGUGGAAGGUGUUGGGGUUUGGGAGACAGCUCAUCCGAUCUCCCAAGUCUCAUGUGACAUGGUGGAUUUGUGACCGUGAGAGUUUCCGGUUUAAAAUAUGAAAAACCAGUUUCGUUUUCCCAGCGCCAUGCCUGUGGAGGUGACAGUCAGACCCAGAGGUCCUUUAGAUGUGGAUGAGCUCACAAGUGAAUAGAGGAGAAGACCAGGGGAUGUGCCUUUUCCGUUUUGUCCAACAAAGCAUUAUAUUUUUAAGAACGGCAGACCUGUUUGCUGAAGUGUUCGUAAGAUAACAAUAGGCUUGAAUCUCCAAUUCAAAUGAAUGUCAAAGCACAUCUUUAAUAUGCUGAAUGAAUAUUUAUUUUUGCAUCCAUUUACAGUAUAUUGAUCUCUUUUAUUCUUUGUGAAAAUAAAAUGCUCUUUUUUAAAA
Chlorocebus sabaeus (green monkey) is the source of this 3923-nucleotide messenger RNA. It is a transcript of the gene IRF8, whose product is annotated as interferon regulatory factor 8. Gene Ontology annotation, biological process: regulation of transcription by RNA polymerase II; immune system process. Gene Ontology annotation, molecular function: DNA-binding transcription factor activity, RNA polymerase II-specific; RNA polymerase II cis-regulatory region sequence-specific DNA binding; protein binding. Gene Ontology annotation, cellular component: nucleus. The record is from RefSeq and is a predicted model, not a curated record. Lineage: Eukaryota; Metazoa; Chordata; Mammalia; Primates; Cercopithecidae.